UUUCGGUUGUAUGAACUAAACAAGGAUUCAGAGCUUCUAAUUCAUGUAUUUCCCUGUGUACCAGAACGGCCUGGCAUGCCUUGUCCAGGAGAAGAUAAGAGCUCAUUGUGCCAUCUGCACUGACCGAAUAUGGGGCCUGGGUCGCCAGGGAUAUAAAUGCAUCAAUUGCAAACUCCUUGUUCACAAGAAGUGUCACAAACUUGUUAACGUUGAAUGUGGCCGUCACACACUGCAACCGGAACCCAUAAUGCCUAUGGAUCCAUCAUCAGUGCAUCCAGAUAAUGUAGAAUCAGUCAUCCCAUACAAUCCCUCAAGUCACGAGAGCUUGGACCAUGUUGGUGAAGAAAAAGAGGCAAUGAGCAUUAGAGAAAGUGGCAAAGCUUCUUCCAGUCUGGGUCUUCAGGAUUUUGAUUUACUCCGAGUUAUAGGAAGAGGCAGUUACGCGAAAGUACUGCUUGUUCGACUGAAGAAAACCGAACGCAUUUAUGCAAUGAAAGUGGUGAAGAAAGAGCUGGUCAAUGAUGAUGAGGAUAUUGAUUGGGUUCAGACAGAGAAACACGUCUUUGAACAGGCUUCAAAUCAUCCCUUUCUUGUUGGACUACACUCUUGCUUCCAGACAGAAAGCAGGUUAUUUUUUGUUAUAGAGUACGUAAACGGAGGAGAUCUGAUGUUUCAUAUGCAGAGGCAGAGAAAGCUGCCAGAGGAACAUGCCAGGUUUUAUUCUGCUGAAAUCAGUCUAGCAUUGAACUAUUUACAUGAACGAGGGAUAAUCUACAGAGAUUUAAAACUGGAUAAUGUGCUACUAGAUUCUGAAGGGCAUAUUAAACUCACGGAUUAUGGCAUGUGCAAGGAGGGACUGAGGCCUGGUGACACAACCAGCACGUUCUGUGGGACUCCAAACUAUAUUGCACCUGAAAUUCUCCGGGGAGAGGAUUAUGGCUUCAGCGUAGACUGGUGGGCACUCGGUGUGCUUAUGUUUGAAAUGAUGGCAGGGCGGUCACCGUUUGAUAUUGUUGGGAGUUCUGACAAUCCUGAUCAGAACACAGAAGAUUAUCUUUUCCAAGUAAUUUUGGAAAAACAGAUCCGAAUUCCCCGAUCCCUUUCUGUUAAAGCAGCAGGUGUUCUAAAGAGUUUCCUUAAUAAGGAUCCAAAGGAACGCUUGGGCUGCCAUCCUCAAACAGGAUUUGCAGAUAUCCAAGGACAUCCAUUCUUUCGCAAUGUUGAUUGGGAUCUGAUGGAGCAAAAGCAAGUGGUGCCUCCAUUUAAACCAAAUAUAUCAGGAGAAUUUGGUCUGGAUAAUUUUGAUUCUCAAUUCACCAAUGAACCUGUGCAGCUCACUCCAGAUGAUGAUGAUAUUGUGAAGAAAAUUGACCAAUCUGAAUUUGAAGGCUUUGAAUAUAUCAAUCCUCUUUUGAUGUCAGCUGAGGAAUGUGUCUGAAUUCUCCAUUUCUGGACUGUGCCAAUUGUUACUCUGUUUGUUUCUGCAUGGAUAAACAUCUCUUCAUUUGGAUGCACUUGUGUAAAACAAGGAACUGAACAUCUUCCCCUUGCCACCUGGUGUGAAUUACUCACUGAUUUUCUUUUUGUAU
Antrostomus carolinensis (chuck-will's-widow) is the source of this 1589-nucleotide messenger RNA. It is a transcript of the gene PRKCI, whose product is annotated as protein kinase C iota. NCBI's taxonomy places the organism in Eukaryota, Metazoa, Chordata, Aves, Caprimulgiformes, Caprimulgidae. The record is from RefSeq and is a predicted model, not a curated record. Bases 44 to 1438 code for a protein of 464 amino acids. Gene Ontology annotation, biological process: protein phosphorylation. Gene Ontology annotation, molecular function: diacylglycerol-dependent serine/threonine kinase activity; ATP binding. The transcript is spliced from 15 exons.